UCCAACAAUAGCGAGCAGUCUCUUCCCAAAGCAACACACAGGAUGGCGCUUGGUUGGGCAGUGCUGUGGCUCAGCCUCUGCUCUGGACUGUCUACUGCAUCCAAUGUCACGGUUCAUGCAGUGACCAAAUUACCAGUAGUUACAGAACUGAAAACGUCCCACGACGACCAGUUCUGCAGCACAUGGGGAAACUACCAUUUCAGGACCUUCGAUGGCAAUUUUUUCCAACUUCGCUCCAACUGCAACUAUCUCCUGGCAUCCAACUGUAAAGGCAGCUACGAGGAUUUCAACAUCCAACUGCAGCGGCAGGACAUAGGCGGCAUGGCGGCCAUAAAGCGGGUCACGAUGAGGUUGAAUGGAGUGGUAGUGGAACUGUCCAGCUCAUCCAUCGUCGUCAAUGACCACCUGGUGGCACUGCCUUUCAGCCAGGUUGGCAUCUCAAUCGAAAGAACAUUCUCCUACGUUAAAGUCGAGGCAACGAUGGGUGUGGUUGUCAUGUGGAAUGAAGAAGACACAAUCUGGGUUGAGUUGGAUGCGAAAUACAAGAACCAGACCUGUGGCUUGUGUGGCGACUUCAAUGGAGAUCAGGUUCAGGAAUUAGGGGACAUCGAGGAUGUCGGGGAGGCCUGGAAAACCAACGGUCCCACUGAAAACUGUGAUGAAACGUUUUCUCCUGAGCCACAGAUCUGCUCCAAAAUUCAGAGAUCCAUCUGUCAGAACGCCAUCUCAGGACCUGCUUUCCACAGCUGCGAAGACUUAAUAAACACGGACGCUUUUGUGGACGCGUGCGUGAAGGACUUGUGCAACUGUAAUGGCUCCAGUCCGUGUCUGUGCUCCACCAUGUCCGAGUACUCGCGCCAAUGCGCUCAUGCAGGAGGGGAGCCACAGGAAUGGAACGCCCAUAUAUGCGCUAAAAAAACAUGCCCACUUAACAUGGUGUACAAAGAGUGUGGGAGUCCCUGCACGGACACCUGCAGCAACCCACAGAGGAGUGAAGUGUGUGAGGAACACUGCGUGGAUGGAUGCUUCUGUCCACCUGGGACUAUCUUGGACGACAUUGGUGGAAGUGGGUGUUUGCCUGUGGACCAGUGCUCUUGCGUACACAACGGUCAGCAGUACCAACCUGGAGAAUCGUACUCAAAGGCCUGUCAGUCAUGCACUUGUACUCAGGGUGAAUGGAGGUGUAGUGACAAGGACUGUCCUGGUAUGUGCUCCGUCCUGGGAGGCUCCCACAUCGCCACCUAUGAUGAUAAGACAUACAGUUUCCAUGGUGACUGCUCCUAUGUUUUAACAAGGCAGGUGAAUGGGACCUUCACUGUCCUAGGGGAACUUGUCAAAUGUGAAAAAUCGGAUAAAUCAACUUGCCUGAACGCAGUCGCUCUGGUGCUGCCACAAUCCCUGGUGGUUGUCGUGGAAGCAAGCGGCCAAGUUUUGGUCAACAAACUCGUUUCUCAGCUGCCUCUCUUCACGGAUGACAUAACAAUCUUCAGCCCCUCCACAUUUUACAUUGUGAUCCACACGGUCUACGGGCUUCACCUGGAGAUCCAGCUCACGCCCAUCAUGCAGGUGUACAUCAAAGCCGACGUGUCCCAUAAAGGCAAACUCCAUGGACUUUGUGGGGAUUUUAACAAUGUUGAAGUGGAUGACUUCAAAACCAUAUGUGGAAUGAUUGAAGGGACGGCUGCUACAUUUGCCAACUCGUGGAGGGCUAAAGGAGGAUGUUCAGACGUCAGCAAAUCACUCGGUGACCCCUGCCUUUUGAGCGUUGACAAAGAGAAAUAUGCCAACCACUGGUGCUCCUUGCUGACCAACACAACUGGGGUGUUUUCCAAGUGUCAUUCCGAGAUAAACCCAGAAGAAUAUUUCACUUCCUGUAUCUACGACACAUGUGCCUGUGAAAACAGCGAGGACUGCAUGUGUGCUGUCAUGUCCUCCUAUGUUCACGCAUGUGCCGCCGCUGGUGUCUCCUUGAGUGGCUGGCGGGAGGUGGCGUGCAAAAAAUACACAACAACCUGCCCUUCCACUUUCGUGUUUGACUACCACAUGACAAGCUGUGGCCGCACAUGCCACUCUCUGAGUAAGGCGGAUUUAACCUGUGAGGUGAAGUUUACGCCCGUGGAUGGCUGUGGCUGCGCGGAGGGCACUUACCUCAACGAGAGGGGGGCAUGUGUGCCAGCGUCCCAGUGCUCCUGCCAUGUAGGGGACAUGGUGGUGCGGCCCAAGCAGACCAUCAGGGCUCAUGGACAAAUUUGCUCCUGCCAUAGUGGAACAUUAACCUGUGCAGGAAACCACACAACUGAAACCUGCAGUGCGCCAAUGACUUUCUUCAACUGCUCAAGUGCAAAGCCAGGUGAUACGGGGUCAGAGUGCCAGAAAACCUGCCAAACUUUGGACACAGAAUGUGUCAGCUCACAUUGCGUCUCAGGCUGCGUCUGCCCUGCUGGUCUGUUGUCCGAUGGUAAAGGAGGAUGUAUUGAGGAGUCCCAAUGUCCCUGCACGUACAAUGGACAAUCCUACCAGGCUGGACAGACUGUUAAAGUGGACUGCAACACCUGCACUUGCAAAAGCAGACAAUGGCAAUGCACCGAACAGCAGUGCGAUGGAACCUGCACAAUAUACGGGGAAGGCCAUUACAUCACCUAUGAUGAGAAGAAAUUCUCCUUCAAUGGGGACUGUGGUUACGUCUUCACUCAGGAUUACUGUGGGGACAGUAAGGAUGGCACCUUCAGGGUCCUGACUGAGAGCAUUCCAUGUGGGACAAGUGACAACAUCUGCUCUACUGCCAUCAAACUCUUCCUAGGGAAAAAUGAAAUUAUCCUUAAAGAGGAAAAUGUCAAAGUUAUCAAACAAAACAAAGGGUUAGACAUACCCUAUAAAGUCCACACUAUCGGUAUGUAUGUUGUCAUUGAGGCAAAGAAUGGACUUGUUCUGAUCUGGAAUAAAAAGACGACGGUCAUGAUUAAACUUAGCUCCACAUUCAAGGGGAAAGUUUGUGGUCUGUGCGGAAAUUACGACGGUAGUGUCAAAAAUGAUUUUACUACCAGAAACAAAGAGGUUGUGGUGGACGCCUUCAAGUUCGGAAACAGCUGGAAAGUGUCCCCGGGCUGUCCCAACACAAACGCGCUAAAAAAUCCCUGCGUGCUGUACUCAAACAGGCAGGCGUGGGCUCUGAAACACUGCAGCAUCAUCAAAAGUGAAAUAUUUGAUGCUUGCCAUUCAAUGGUGGAUCCACAGAAUUAUUACGAUGCCUGUGUAAAAGAUACAUGUGCCUGCAAUACUGGAGGAGAUUGUGAAUGCUUCUGCUCAACUGUUGCUGCCUACGCAGCCGCCUGUAAUAAGGCUGGAGCUUGUAUAAAAUGGAGAACACCCACUAUAUGUCCUGUAUUCUGUGAUUACUACAAUCCUAAGGGUGAAUGUGAAUGGCACUACGAGCCUUGUGGAAAACCAUGUAUGGAAACAUGCAGGAAUCCCUCAGGACAAUGCUAUACACAAAUCCCACCAUUAGAAGGCUGCUAUCCAAGGUGUCCCCCGGAACAACCGUAUUUGGAAGAGGAAACAAUGAAGUGUGUGUCGAGGGAAGACUGUGGAUGCUAUGAUGACGAUGAGAAUCACUAUACAGAAGGAGAGAUAAUGCCUCAAACAGAAAACUGUCAGACGUGUAAAUGUAUUUCAACAAAGAAGGAGUGUACCUAUGAUGCCGAAGCUUGCACUUGCUCAUAUAAGGGGCAAAUAUACAAGUAUGGAGAAAUUGUAUAUGAUAUUCAUGACGGAGAUGGAACCUGUAUUACUGCCUAUUGUGGAGAACAUGGAAAUAUUACAAGGGUGGUUAGGCCGUGCAGUUUUUCAACCACACAGCAGCCAACGACAACUGAAUUUGUGUUUGUGACAGAAAGACCGAGUUCAACACCAGCAACCACAAAGGCCCAUACUACAACAACUAAAAAACCCAUCAAAACAACCAUCCAGCCCACAACAUUCACAGAAGAGCCCACCACUGUAACAACAACCACAGAAAAGCCAUCCAUACCAACGACUGUACCAACAAACCCAACCACAGUUACCACCACAACCACAAAAAACCCAACAUCAAAACCAUCUGACUGUGUCGUUUGUCACUCUUCACCUUGGAUCAACAAUCAUUAUCCUGACUUUUCCCCUGACGGUGGAGAAUAUGAAUCAAUUGGUAAUAUGACCGAUCCAAAUCUGAGUGAAUGUGAACAACCACUUCAAAUAGAAUGCAGAGCUAAACAGUACCCAGAUUUAUCUUUGGAUGAACUGGAUCAGAAAGUAACAUGCAACCCUACAGAUGGACUGAUCUGUCAUAACAAAGACCAAGGCAGCCCUCCAAUUUGUUAUGAUUAUGAGAUACAACUCAAAUGUUGCAUUAAUGAGUGUAUCACGCCAACCAAGGUUCCAACUACAAGUGAAACAACAUCUGCAAUGACAACAGAAAAAUCCAUUUCUACUGAAGCCACAACCACAGAAAAGCAUACGACUAAUGCCAAAACAACUACUGCACCCACAGAAAUACCCACAAGUACAGAAGUACCAACAACAACAACCAGAGUUACAGAAAAACCUACCACCACAGUUACGCAAAAGGCCAGUACUACUGUUGCUGUAACCACAGAACACCCCACAACUGUGGCUGCCACAACCAACCAAGCCACUGAACGUCCCACUACAACUACUGAAAGACCAACAACAUUUACAGAGUUCCCAAGCACAACAACUGAACGACACACCACAACAGUUGCAGUUACAGAAAAACCCAGCACUGCAUCAACAGAAAAAAUAAGCACCAUUGCUGCAACAACAGAAAUACCAACCACUGUCACAGAAAAUCCCACAACUACAGAGAGACCAACCACUGACACUGCAGUGGUAGAAACAACCACCGCCUCAGAAACGAUUGGAACUACCUUGACUACAGCCAAAGUCACAGGAAAAUUAACUACAGAAGAGCCUAGAACCACAGCCAAAACCACAGAAAAACUGACUACUGAAGUUACAAAGAAACCAACCGUAGGAACGACAGAAAUGGUAGCCACAACAAAGCCAAAAAGAACAACCACAGAAAGUUUUACCACAACCGUAGUUACAACAACAGGAAAACCCAUCACGACAACACCUGAAGUUGUUACAUUCACGGUUGUUACAUUCGCACCAUCGACAGGACCCCUAGUCACAUCUGCAACUAAGGCCCCAACUACUACAGCAAAACCCAUCAAAACAACCAUCCAGCCCACAACAUUCACAGAAGAGCCCACCACCCUAACAACAACCACAGAAAAGCCAUCCAUACCAACGACUGUACCAACAAACCCAACCACAGUUACCACCACAACCACAAAAAACCCAACAUCAAAACCAUCUGACUGUGUCGUUUGUCACUCUUCACCUUGGAUCAACAAUCAUUAUCCUGACUUUUCCCCUGACGGUGGAGAAUAUGAAUCAAUUGGUAAUAUGACCGAUCCAAAUCUGAGUGAAUGUGAACAACCACUUCAAAUAGAAUGCAGAGCUAAACAGUACCCAGAUUUAUCUUUGGAUGAACUGGAUCAGAAAGUAACAUGCAACCCUACAGAUGGACUGAUCUGUCAUAACAAAGACCAAGGCAGCCCUCCAAUUUGUUAUGAUUAUGAGAUACAACUCAAAUGUUGCAUUAAUGAGUGUAUCACGCCAACCAAGGUUCCAACUACAAGUGAAACAACAUCUGCAAUGACAACAGAAAAAUCAAUUUCUACUGAAGCCACAACCACAGAAAAGCAUACGACUAAUGCCAAAACAACUACUGCACCCACAGAAAUACCCACAAGUACAGAAGUACCAACAACAACAACCACAGUUACAGAAAAACCUACCACAACAGUUACGCAAAAGGCCAGUAGUACUGUUGCUGUAACCACAGAACACCCCACAACUGUGGCUGCCACAACCAACCAAGCCACUGAACGUCCCACUACAACUACUGAAAGACCAACAACAUUUACAGAGUUCUCAAGCACAACAACUGAACGACACACCACAACAGUUGCAGUUACAGAAAAACCCAGCACUGCAUCAACAGAAAAAAUAAGCACCAUUGCUGCAACAACAGAAAUACCAACCACUGUCACAGAAAAUCCCACAACUACAGAGAGACCAACCACUGCCACCGCAGUGGUAGAAACAACCACAGCCUCAGAAACGAUUGGAACUACCUUGACUACAGCCAAAGUCACAGGAAAAUUAACUACAGAAGAGCCGAGCACCACAGCCAAAACCACAGAAAAACUGACUACUGAAGUUACAGAGAAGCCAACCGUAGGAACGACAGAAAUGGUAGCCACAACAAAGCCAAAAAGAACAACCACAGAAAGUUUUACCACAACCGCAGUCACAACAACAGGAAAACCCAUCACGGUUGUUACAUUCGAACCAUCGACAGGACCCCCAGUCACAUCUGCAACUAAGGCCCCAACUACUACAGCAAAACCCAUCAAAACAACCAUCCAGCCCACAACAUUCACAGAAGAGCCCACCACCGUAACAACAACCACAGAAAAGCCAUCCAUACCAACGACUGUACCAACAAACCCAACCACAGUUACUACCACAACCAAAGAAAAAACAACAUCAAAACCAUCUGACUGUGUCGUUUGUCACUCUUCACCUUGGAUCAACAACCAUUAUCCUGACAUUUCCCCUGACGGUGGAGAAUAUGAAUCAAUUGGUAAUAUGACCGAUCCAAAUCUGAGUGAAUGUGAACAACCACUUCAAAUAGAAUGCAGAGCUAAACAGUACCCAGAUUUAUCUUUGGAUGAACUGGAUCAGAAAGUAACAUGUAACCCUACAGAUGGACUGAUCUGUCAUAACAAAGACCAAGGCAUCCCUCCAAUUUGUUACGACUAUGAGAUACAACUAAAAUGUUGCAUUAAUGAGUGUGUCACGCCAACCAAGGUUGCAACUACAAGUGAAACAACAUCUGCAAUUACAACAGAAAAAUCUAUUUCUACUGAAUCCACAACCACAGGAAAGCAUACGACUAAUGCCAAAACAACUACUGCACCCACAGAAAAACCCAAAAGUACAGAAGUACCAACAACAACAACUACAGUUACAGAAAAACCUACCACAACAGUUACGCAAAAGUCCAGUACUACUGUUGCUGUAACCACAGAACACCCCACAACUGUGGCUGCCACAACCAACCAAGCCACUGAACGUCCCACUACAACUACUGAAAGACCAACAACAUUUACAGAGUUCUCAAGCACAACAACUGAACGACACACCACAACAGUUGCAGUUACAGAAAAACCCAGCACUGCAUCAACAGAAAAAAUAAGCACCAUUGCUGCAACAACAGAAAUACCAACCACUGUCACAGAAAAUCCCACAACUACAGAGAGACCAACCACUGCCACUGCAGUGGUAGAAACAACCACAGCCUCAGAAACGAUUGGAACUACCUUGACUACAGCCAAAGUCACAGGAAAAUUAACUACAGAAGAGCCGAGCACCACAGCCAAAACCACAGAAAAACUGACUACUGAAGUUACAGAGAAGCCAACCGUAGGAACGACAGAAAUGGUAGCCACAACAAAGCCAAAAAGAACAACCACAGAAAGUUUUACCACAACCGCAGUCACAACAACAGGAAAACCCAUCACGGUUGUUACAUUCGAACCAUCGACAGGACCUCUAGUCACAUCUGCAACUAAGGCCCCAACUACUACAGCAAAACCCAUCAAAACAACCAUCCAGCCCACAACAUUCACAGAAGAGCCCACCACCGUAACGACAACCACAGAAAAGCCACCCAUACCAACGACUGUACCAACAAACCCAACCACAGUUACCACCACAACCACAGAAAAAACAACAUCAAAACCAUCUGACUGUGUCGUUUGUCACUCUUCACCCUGGAUCAACAAUCAUUAUCCUGACAUUUCCCCUGACGGUGGAGAAUAUGAAUCAAUUGGUAAUAUGACCGAUCCAAAUCUGAGUGAAUGUGAGCAACCACUUCAAAUAGAAUGCAGAGCAAAACGGUACCCAGAUUUAUCUUUGGAUGAACUGGAUCAGAAAGUAACAUGUAACACUACAGAUGGACUGAUCUGUCAUAACAAAGACCAAGGCAUCACUCCAAUUUGUUACGAUUACGAGAUACAACUAAAAUGUUGCAAUAAUGAGUGUGUUACGCCAACCAAGGUUACAACUACAAGUGCAACAACACCUGUAAUGACAACAGAAAAAUCCAUCUCCACUGAAGCCACGACCAAAGAAAAGCCUAUGACAAAUGCCAAAACAACAAUUGCACGCACAGAAAAACCCACAAGUACAGAAGAACCAACAACAACAACCACAGUUACAGAAAAACCUACCACAACAGUUACGCAAAAGGCCAGUACUACUGUUGCUGUAUCCACAGAACACCCCACAACUGUGGCUGCCACAACCAAACAAGCCACUGAACGUCCCACUACAACUACUGAAAGACCAACAACAUUUACAGAGUUCCCAAGCACAACAUUUGAACGACACACCACAACAGUUGCAGUUACAGAAAAACCCAGCACUGCAUCAACAGAAAAAAUAAGCACCAUUGCUGCAACAACAGAAAUACCAACCACUGUCACAGAAAAUCCCACAACUACAGAGAGACCAACCACUGCUACUGCUGUGGUAGAAACAACCACAGCCUCAGAAACUAUUGGAACUACCUUGACUACAGCCAAGGUCACAGGAAAAUUAACUACAGAAGAGCCGAGCACCACAGCCAAAACCACAGAAAAACUGACUACUGAAGUUACAGAGAAGCCAACCGUAGGAACGACAGAAAUGGUAGCCACAACAAAGCCAAAAAGAACAACCACAGAAAGUUUUACCACAACCGCAGUCACAACAACAGGAAAACCCAUCACGGUUGUUACAUUCGAACCAUCGACAGGACCUCUAGUCACAUCUGCAACUAAGGCCCCAACUACUACAGCAAAACCCAUCAAAACAACCAUCCAGCCCACAACAUUCACAGAAGAGCCCACCACCGUAACGACAACCACAGAAAAGCCACCCAUACCAACGACUGUACCAACAAACCCAACCACAGUUACCACCACAACCACAGAAAAAACAACAUCAAAACCAUCUGACUGUGUCGUUUGUCACUCUUCACCCUGGAUCAACAAUCAUUAUCCUGACAUUUCCCCUGACGGUGGAGAAUAUGAAUCAAUUGGUAAUAUGACCGAUCCAAAUCUGAGUGAAUGUGAGCAACCACUUCAAAUAGAAUGCAGAGCAAAACGGUACCCAGAUUUAUCUUUGGAUGAACUGGAUCAGAAAGUAACAUGUAACACUACAGAUGGACUGAUCUGUCAUAACAAAGACCAAGGCAUCACUCCAAUUUGUUACGAUUACGAGAUACAACUAAAAUGUUGCAAUAAUGAGUGUGUUACGCCAACCAAGGUUACAACUACAAGUGCAACAACACCUGUAAUGACAACAGAAAAAUCCAUCUCCACUGAAGCCACGACCAAAGAAAAGCCUAUGACAAAUGCCAAAACAACAAUUGCACGCACAGAAAAACCCACAAGUACAGAAGAACCAACAACAACAACCACAGUUACAGAAAAACCUACCACAACAGUUACGCAAAAGGCCAGUACUACUGUUGCUGUAUCCACAGAACACCCCACAACUGUGGCUGCCACAACCAAACAAGCCACUGAACGUCCCACUACAACUACUGAAAGACCAACAACAUUUACAGAGUUCCCAAGCACAACAUUUGAACGACACACCACAACAGUUGCAGUUACAGAAAAACCCAGCACUGCAUCAACAGAAAAAAUAAGCACCAUUGCUGCAACAACAGAAAUACCAACCACUGUCACAGAAAAUCCCACAACUACAGAGAGACCAACCACUGCUACUGCUGUGGUAGAAACAACCACAGCCUCAGAAACUAUUGGAACUACCUUGACUACAGCCAAGGUCACAGGAAAAUUAACUACAGUGCCUAGCACCACAGCCAAAACUACAGAAAAACUGACAACUGAAGUUACGGAGAAGCCAACCGUAGGAACAACAGAAAUGGUAGCCACAACAAAGCCAAAAAGAACAACCACAGCAAGUUUUACCACGAUCGCAGUCACAACAACAGGAAAACCCAUCACGACAACACCUGAAGUUGUUACAUACACGGUUGUUACAUUCGAACCAUCGACAGGACCUUUAGUCACAUCAGCAACUAAAGCCCCAACUACUACAGCAAAACCUAUCAAAACAACCAUCCAGCCCACAACAUUCACAGAAGAGCCCACCACCGUAACAACAACCACAGAAAAGCCAUCCAUACCAACGACUAUACCAACAAAUCCUACCACAGUUACAUCUGAGAGUACAACAACACGUGUAAUGACAACAGAAAAGGCCAUCUCUACUGAAGCCACGACUAAAGAAAAGCCUAUGACAAAUGCCAAAACAACAAUUGCACGCACAGAAAAACCCACAAGUACAGAAGAACCAACAACAACAACCACAGUUACAGAAAAACCUACCACAACAGUUACGCAAAAGGCCAGUACUACUGUUGCUGUAACCACAGAACACCCCACAACUGUGGCUGCCACAACCAAACAAGCCACUGAACGUCCCACUACAACUACUGAAAGACCAACAACAUUUACAGAGUUCCCAAGCACAACAACUGAACGACACACCACAACAGUUGCAGUUACAGAAAAACCCAGCACUGCAUCAACAGAAAAAAUAAGCACCAUUGCUGCAACAACAGAAAUACCAAUCACUGUCACAGAAAAUCCCACAACUACAGAGAGACCAACCACUGCUACUGCAGUGGUAGAAACAACCACAGCCUCAGAAACUAUUGGAACUACCUUGACUACAGCCAAGGUCACAGGAAAAUUAACUACAGUGCCUAGCACCACAGCCAAAACUACAGAAAAACUGACAACUGAAGUUUCGGAGAAGCCAACCGUAGGAACAACAGAAAUGGUAGCCACAACAAAGCCAAAAGGAACAACCACAGCAAGUUUUACCACAAUCGCAGUCACAACAACAGGAAAACCCAUCACGACAACACCUGAAGUUGUUACAUACACGGUUGUUACAUUCGAACCAUCGACAGGACCUUUAGUCACAUCAACAACUAAAGCCCCAACUACUACAGCAAAACCUAUCAAAACAACCAUCCAUUCCACAACAUUCACAGAAGAGCCCACCACCAUAACAACAACCACAGAAAAGCCAUCCAUACCAACGACUAUACCAACAAAUCCUACCACAGUUACAUCUGAGAGUACAACAACACGUGUAAUGACAACAGAAAAGGCCAGCACUGCUGCAGCCACAACGACAGAAAAGAAUACAACUAUGGCCAAAACAACCAUUACACACACAGAAAAAACCACCACAGCUACAGAAGUACCAACGACAGUUACAGAAAAACCUACCACCACAGUUACGCAAAAAGCCAGUACUACAGUUUCUAUAACCACAGAACACCCCACAACUGUGGCUGCCACAACCAACCAAGCCACUGAACGUCCCACUACAACUACUGAAAGACCAACAACCGUUACAGAAUUCCCAAGCACAGCAACUGAGCGACACACCACAACAGGCGCAGUUACAGAAAAAAUAAGCACCAUUGCUGCAACAACAGAGAUGCCAACCACUGUCACAGAAAAUCCCACAACUACAGAGAGACCAACAACUGCCAUUACAGAGGCAGAAACAAUCACAGCCUCAGAAACGAUUGGAACUACUUCGACUACAGCCAAAAUCACAGAAAAAGUAACUACAGUAACUACAGAAGAGCCUAGCACCACAGCCAAAACCACAGAAAAACAAACUACUGAAAUUACGGAGAAGCCAACUGUAGGAACGACAGAAAUGGUAGCCACAACAAAGCUAAAAAGAACAACCACAGAAAGUCCUAGCACAACCGCAGUCACAACAAAAGGAAAACCCAUCACGACAACACCUGAAGUUGUUACAUACACGGUUGUUACACUUGCACCAUCGACAGGACCCUUAGUCACAUCUGCAACUAAAGCCCCAACUACUACAGCAAAACCCAUCAAAACAACCAUCCAGCCCACAACAUUCACAGAAGAGCCCACCACCAUAACAACAACCACAGAAAAGCCAUCCAUACCAACAACCAUCCCAACAAACCAUACCACAGUUACAACUGAGAAGAUAACACAUGUAAUGACAACAAAAAAGGCUAGCACUGCUGCAGCUACAACAGAAAAGCAUACGACUAUCACCAAAACAACCAUUACACCCACAGAAAAACCCACCACAGCUACAGAAGUACCAACAACAACUGCAAAAAAACCUACCACCACAGUUACACAAAAUGGGAGUACUACUGUUGCUCUAACUACAGAAAAGCGUACAACUAUUUCUGCCACAACCAACCAGACCAGUGAACUACCUACCACUACUACAGUAAGGCCAACACGAGUUACAGAAUUGCCAAGCACAGCAACAGAGAAACAAACCACAACUGUUGCAGUAACAGAAAAACCCAGCACAGCAUCUACAGAAAAAAUAACUACCAUUGCUGCCACAACAGAAAUACCAACAAUUGUCACAGAAAAUCCCACAACUACAGAGAGACCGACCACUACCACCACAAUAGUAGAAACAACCUCAGUCUCAGAAACUAUUGGUACUACAUGGACUACAGCCAAAGUCACAGAAAAAAUAACUACAGUGACUACAGAACAGCAUAUCACCGCCGCCAAAACCACAGAGACACUGACCACGAAAUCUACAGAAAAACCCACCAAUGUUACUACAGAAAAUGUAAAGACCACAGUCAUAACCACAUCAGAAAGGUUUAGUACAACAGCUGCUACAAACACGCAGGCAACACAAAAGCCUUUGACAACUUCUAGGUCUUCGACAGCAGGCCAAACCACUCAGUGCUUCUGCAAAUAUUUGGGUCACAUUUUUUAUCCUGGGACUACAAUUUACAAUAAAACAGAUGAGGCAGGCUGGUGUUUUACAGCCUAUUGUAAUAUGACUUGUCAUGUUGACAAGUAUAUCGGACUGUGUCAGUCAACCACUUCGCCAAGUCCUACCACAACCUUAACUACGCCCGCCAUAACGACGCAAGUUAUCUCUACAACCGCCAGUACAGCAGCUCCUCCUAAGGACUGUUCCUACCUUGACCCACCAAGGAAGCAUGGUGAAACGUGGAUUCCAAACAACUGCACCAUAGAAAUGUGUGACGAUGGAAAAGUGCUAUCAGAACACAAGCCGUGUGACCCAGUAACCAUACCAGUGUGUGAAAAUGGUCACCCCCCAGUGAGGGUUUAUGAUGAAGAUGGUUGUUGUUUCCAUUACGAAUGCAAAUGUAUUUGCACUGGCUGGGGAGAUCCACACUAUAUCACAUUUGAUGGUCAAUACUACAGCUUUCAGAAAAACUGUACCUACGUUCUGGUUAAAGAGAUCAUUCCUAAACACAAUUUUAAAGUCCUGAUUGACAACGAAAACUGUGACGCCACUGGAGAAGUUACCUGUGCCAAAAGCUUGAUUGUGUAUUACAAAAACUACGAAGUGGUUCUCACACAGGAGAGGAUCCCAACGACAGUAAACAUGGUGUACGUCAAUGGCAAGAAAGUCGUCCCAACUUACUCCAACGAUGACCUUAUCAUCACAAGUAGUUCAAUAGAACUCCUUCUAAGAAUCCCUGCGAUCGAUGCAAUUGUGAUGUUCAAAGGCCUUUUAUUCAGCGUCGAUUUGCCAUACUCCCUUUUCCACAACAACACAGAGGGACAGUGUGGAACAUGUGACAAUUACAGAAAGAAUGACUGCAGAUUGCCUGGUGGUCAGAUUGAUCCUUCUUGCCCCGAUAUGGCUCAUGAGUGGAACGUACCAGACAAGAACAAACCAUACUGCAAUAAGUUGCCUGCUCCAACGACACCACUUCCAACACCAACACCACCAACCUGCAAGCCAAAAAUGUGUGAAAUAAUAAUCAGCAAGCUGUUUGAGGAUUGCCACAAAGUCAUCUCACCACAAUCCUUUUAUGAGGCUUGUAAAUUUGAUGUCUGCCAAAUGCCAAACACUACUGUGGGAUGCUCCAGUGUGGAGGCGUAUGCUAUGACAUGUGCUGAGGCAUCAGCAUGUGUAGACUGGAGGGGUGCUACAAAUGGGAAAUGCGAAUAUACAUGUCCUGCAAAUAAAGUCUACAAAUCUUGUGGGCCAAUUGUUGUACCAACUUGCAAUGCAAGAUACAAUGACAAGUACACACAGGAAUGCCAGGGAGAAAAUAAUGUCCGGAAAUCAGGUUGUAAAGCAUUUGUGGAGGGAUGUUUUUGUCCACCUGGAACAACCUUGUUCAGUUCCAGCUCCAACCUCUGCGUCUCAUCUUGUUGCACUGGACCUGAUGGCCAACCAAAACAGUUAGGUGACACGUGGCAGACUGGCUGCCAAGAGUGUGUCUGUGAUGAAGACACGCUCAAUGUGCAGUGUCAGCCUCGUGUGUGUCCCUCUCAACCAUCCACAGUGUGUGACAAGGAGGGCGAGGUGUUGGUGAACCGUACAGUGGACUGCUGCCAAACGCUGACAUGUGAAUGUGAUAAAAACAGCUGCCCACUGCCACCUGCAAUGUGUCCAGUAGGAUUUGCAUUAACGAUACACGUCGCAAAUGAUAGCUGCUGCCCCUCCUAUGAUUGCGUUCCCAAAGGUGUUUGUGUUUUCAACGACACAGAGUACAAGCCUGAAAUGCAAUUUUCCAAAGAUGCAUGCGAGACUUGCUUUUGUACCGGAGCUCAAGAUCCAGAAAGCAAGUUGAACGUGGUGGAGUGUCAUCAGAAACAGUGCUCCGUUCAGUGUCCAGAGGGUUCUGAGUAUCAAACUCAACCUGGGGAAUGUUGCGGCACAUGUAAAAAGACGAGCUGUAUUGUUGAGCACCCAGGCGUUGUUCCAAUCAUUAUCAAGCCUUCUCAGUCUUGGUGGCCACCAAAUGACAAUUGUACCAGGUAUGACUGCCACAAGGUGAAGGAUGAGAUCAUCACCUCCAUUAACCAAACCCAGUGUCCUGACUUUGAUCCGGAGAACUGUGUUCCUGGAACAGAACAAAAUGACAUCAAUGGUUGUUGCAAAACAUGUACUCCUCGUUCCAACUGCAAAAUGAACAGGAACGCCACCUUCUUGCAGAUAAAUAACUGCAAGUCAGUAGUGCCAGUGGAGGUAACGAUCUGCGAGGGAUCCUGUGGCCCGUCAACAUCAAUGUACUCUUCAGAGAGCAACAGCCUGAUGCACUCUUGCUCCUGUUGUCAAGAAACGGCUACAAGCAAGAAGGAAGUGGAGAUGGUUUGCUCUGAUGGCAGCAAGAAGAAACACUCCUACAUUUCCAUUGAAAAGUGUGGCUGUCAAGCAGCACAAUGUAAAGAAAACACGACAGAGUAAUUAUGUCAUCAUUAGAAUGACAUAAGAAAAACAGUCAUUUCAUUCCAAUAAACAUUUUCCUGUUGCAAUGUUG
Nerophis lumbriciformis (worm pipefish) is the source of this 15502-nucleotide messenger RNA. RefSeq names its product mucin 5.1, oligomeric mucus/gel-forming (gene muc5.1). The record is from RefSeq and is a predicted model, not a curated record. Gene Ontology annotation, molecular function: protein binding. Gene Ontology annotation, cellular component: extracellular matrix. NCBI's taxonomy places the organism in Eukaryota, Metazoa, Chordata, Actinopteri, Syngnathiformes, Syngnathidae.